UGAGCUUUUAUUUUUCGUGCGUCGGGCGUCCUCUGGUUCCCAAUCUCCGCCUUCGGCUCCAGUCACAGCCGACGCGUCUCUCCCGGUGUUCCGGCCGAUGUGACUGCACUGGCCCGGUAUAUCCCCGGCUCAUCUGCCAAAACCUGGGAGACUGCUGCCGCGCGUCGCGCGAGCUCCGCAGAGCACCGCAGACAUGGAGUCCCUGACCCUGAAGCCAGCGAGCGCCAUCGACACGAUCCUGGCCCUCAGGGACCCGCGAACCAAGAACUGGAUUACGCUACAGAACCCCAUGUACAUCGCGGCCCUGCUGGGCACGUACUUGUACGUGGCCAAGUCCUUCGGGCCGCGAUACAUGAAGAACAAGCAGCCGUACUCCGUAAAGCGGACCGUGAUGGCGUACAACCUGUUCCAGGUGCUUGCCAAUGUGUAUUUCCUGUGGCGAAUCUUCUAUCACUCCUUCUGGGCCGCCGGCUACAGCGCCUACUGCCAAGGUCUCACCUACAGCGCUGACCCGCACGCGUUGAGCCUGCUCGACUCUCUUUACUGGUACCUGUGGGUGCGCGUGGCCGACUUCAUGGACACUGUGUUCUUCAUCAUGAAAAAGAAGUUCUCGCACAUAAGCGUCCUCCACGUGGUGCACCACACCAUCGUCGUGUUCAGCGGCUGGAUGUUCAUGCAGUUCGGCGCCGACGGACAGGUGGUUCUCGGCGUCUGCGUUAACUCGUUCGUGCACAUCAUCAUGUACACGUACUACUUCCUUGCCUGCCUCGGGCCGUCGGUGCAGAAGUACCUGUGGUGGAAGCGAUACCUGACCAGGCUACAAAUCGGGCAGUUCGUACUGCUCAUCGCGCACGCGUUUAUCCCCAUCUUCGUGGACUGCGGCUAUCCUCCCAUUCUGCUCUACAUCGCUAUCCCACAGGUCGCACUGGUUCUCGGAUUGUUCAUCAAUUUCUAUAUCCAGGCGUACAACAGCCGGAAGACAGCGGCCGCUGAGAAGGCAGCGAACGGACAUUCGAAGCACCCUGAAGAGAACUCGUCGUCGGCCGUUUCCACCGAUGAAACUGCCAAUGGAACUGCUAACAAAACAGCUAGCAGAACUGCCAAUGACACUGCGAAAAAAAUAGCCUGACGAAGAUGCGUGUCAGGGUUUAUAAUUUAGAAACUCGAAAUUCCGAGCGAGAACUGCCAACGAGAUGUUUGCCGUUUGUGGGACUGUUCCUUGCAAACGUUGUUCGUUGAUGAGCGAGGGUCGCUACAGAUAUUAUUUUCGGCAUAAUUUACAGGGUUGUUGCUCACUUAGUGUCAGAACGAACUGGAUGACCGACUGUGAAAAAGUAAUGAUGUCGCACGGCUUAUGGCUAAACGUUCCAUAUGACGGUUUCCGUAUGACGGUUUCCCACUGGCGAACGCUGCGUCAAUGAAAGCACAUCUAUGAAUGUCGUGUUGGGCUUCUCAACUCUAAGAGGCCGUCUGUGAAAGCUUACCAGAAGCAUUCUUCUUUUAUGGGCUUCUGCGGCAGUUGUCAUAGUUCCUUGCGUGAUAAUAUCUACUACACAAAUAGCCGAAUGAUAGUCAUGUUCAAUUGCUUGCGGAAGGCUUAAAAUAUUGGCCUGUGAAAAUUUAUCUGUGGAGGCUAAAACGAGAAAACUGGGCGUGCAGUGUCGAUCAAUGAGCUUAGGACAGUCAGUCACUUUGAUUUGAUAAUAAAUGGGAAAAUAUGCUCCAUUAGUUUAGGAAAUACAGUCCAAUAUAUUCUUUGUUGCGUCAGUUCGCGAUCCAGAGGUUGCAAUGUGCCUGCGGCUUUGUGUGAAUUGUUUUACGUAAUGCAAUGCUAGAAUAGUGCAAUUCAGACAGAAAAUAUUAAAUCUAUGUCGUUGUGUUAGCGCUGGCUCACCAUCAAAAUAAUGUCUCAGGCUUUCGCUGUCAGUUUCCUAACUCGAAAUAAGAUGCCUAAGCAUGAUACUUAUGUUUUUUAGAGUGUACUUGACACUGUCAUUACGGGCGUCCGUUCACCCACAAAGGUGUUCGCCCUCUCCCAUGCAUUAAUCUACGCAUCGCUGAAACAAUUCUCCAAAAGCACGUUAUGUAAUUUCCUCAUCAGUGCAGCUUGGUCACUGACAUUGUUCACUUAUGGAGUGGAGACAGUGCAGUAAAGCAUGUUCUAUAGUCAGAGAGCGAACAAAAGGCUUCCCUUGUAGUUGUGCUUAAGCUGCGCGACUGAGCAACGUCCCGUAUGUCUAGUUAUGCUAAUCGUGAUAUAUUAUUUCUUGCUAGCGCGGGUCAUUCGCAACCUACGUUAAAGGGAAAGGACGAAGGAAUAUGCACAUGUUUCAUAAAUGUAAAAUUGGCCGACAGGUGGAGCCUUGGUCAAAUGCGUAGGAGCGAUUCAUCGCACGAAUGUGCGGGGCUGACGAAGGGCUGUGCGGCCAAACUCAGAUGGAGCCACUCGCGUUGCGAGGUUCUAUGUCUAUAUUCACAAAGCUUUUUCUUCGUAACCGCUGUUUACAAUUGGCUGGCCGCACUGGCUAAUAGUAUGUUCAACAUUAUGAUUGGCUGGAACGCGCUUUUACGAACAGCUUUAACGUAAGGGCCUGUUGUAAAACGGCUUGUUUUAUUUCUUUAACUUUUUUUACAAUGUCGGAAGUUUUGAUGACAAGAGAGGGCUCCACAAGUAACACGCCAAGACUACCCGCCAACGAUAAUGCACCGCACAAGUAAAGCUUCGUGUUAACCUUUCAUAUAACAUGGAAGUCGCGUAGCAUAUAUGCGACGUCUCUUGCUUUUUGAGAAAAAGAACAAAAGAACGCAGGCCCAUUGGCAUCCCGGGGCUCAUAUGAAUUAAGCCGACGAGAGCUAUCAUUAGUGCGUGAAAACUUGCUGCACAUUUCAUCUACGUGGCGUAAGGCCCAAGCUGUGAAGAUGUUUCAUGAAAUUUCUCCACUGUAUGUCUCAUCCCCAUCCUUGUGUACUUGCUUAUGUAUUUGUAUUUACACAAUGUCCUUGUGUAUUUGUUGUAAAAAUUGUCAAUAAAUGUCGUUUUUCUAGGCAA
Dermacentor andersoni is the source of this 3049-nucleotide messenger RNA. Its product is annotated as very long chain fatty acid elongase 7-like. Gene Ontology annotation, molecular function: fatty acid elongase activity. Gene Ontology annotation, biological process: sphingolipid biosynthetic process; very long-chain fatty acid biosynthetic process; fatty acid elongation, monounsaturated fatty acid. The record is from RefSeq and is a predicted model, not a curated record. Lineage: Eukaryota; Metazoa; Arthropoda; Arachnida; Ixodida; Ixodidae. Gene Ontology annotation, cellular component: endoplasmic reticulum membrane.